Corythoichthys intestinalis (scribbled pipefish) is the source of this 4159-nucleotide messenger RNA. RefSeq names its product podocalyxin-like (gene podxl). Gene Ontology annotation, biological process: cell migration; positive regulation of cell-cell adhesion mediated by integrin; regulation of microvillus assembly. The record is from RefSeq and is a predicted model, not a curated record. The transcript is spliced from 8 exons. Lineage: Eukaryota; Metazoa; Chordata; Actinopteri; Syngnathiformes; Syngnathidae. Bases 368 to 1711 code for a protein of 447 amino acids. Gene Ontology annotation, cellular component: microvillus membrane; apical plasma membrane.
CGUGGAUGGCAAUGAGCAGCGUUUUAGUGUUAGAGCGAGGGCCUGGUCCAACGCAGUACCAGCCAGGAGCAGGAGAAAGAGAGAGGGAGGGAGGGAGCGCAGCCAAGGAGACCACAGAAAAACUCACCCUCUGCCCCCAAAUCCCCAACUCCGCAAAGAAGGCCGGGGACACAAGCGUGCACAAAAGCAUUCUUGGCGUUCACUUUUAAGCAAGAAAACACAAAGGGCCGGCGCGGCGAGAUCAUUUACUUCAAAUUGGACGAGAAAGGCGUGACGGGACAGCGCGGCCGCGGUUUUAGGACACUUGAAAACUCAUCCGCUGGAUGAAUGAUAGCUACAUCUGGGAGAAGAAGAACACGCAAAUAGGAUGGGAGCCACUAUGAGGAUCACGUGUCUGCUGUUUUCACUCAGCCUUUUAUGUCAGAAAUCCCACUGCGAAUCUUUGACAGCAGCUACCAGUGUCACCGUAAAAAAAGACGCAUCGGCACAAGUCCCGACUGCUUUACCCACCAAAGUGCCAACCGUCGCCAGCCUAACAACAAUCCGAGCUGUAGAAGCGCCGGCUACUGACAAAGUACAAACUGUGGCCCCGACAAAUGGCGACGCAGUGAAGGUCACGCAAGCCACGACCGGUUUGCCGUCGGUCACCAUUCCUCCUGUUGUAACAGCACCAACUGCUAAGAUAACGCCGGCACCCACGCAACAGCACCAGCCUCAAACAAACAGCCCUCGGAAUGUCCUUGUCUCUACUGCGCCACCCACUGUUAAGAUUAUUACCCUUGCAGCUGUAGCCACGACGGGACCAUCCAAAACCACACUUGUAGUUCCGACAACGGGUAGUGCAAAAGAAUCGACGCCAAGCAAGACCACCGAUGCCACGGUCACGCUGACGGCCAAAGCGUCCACAGGUGCCACCACGGUGAUCCAAAAAUCUGCCGCGCAGACCACCAACGUUGCCCUCAAGACGACUGAACAGCACAUCGCCACAGUGCAAACCUCAGCGACAAUCACCCAACAGAUGGUGACCGCAGGGACCACGAAACUGACUGGGAGCGAAAAGAUCACCACAGGGUUGUCCGUUCUGGCAUCACUUUCCCCCUCAACUAUUGCGACCACCACUGCAACCCCUACUGUUUCAUCGUCACAAACCACUAUGAAAAUCACAAUUACCGAAUCUUAUCCCAAAAAAUUCUCGUACUCGCUGAACAACGGACAAGAGAAGGAGGAAGAGAAAGACCUAGCGGAGGUGUGCAGGCGCCUCAUGGGCAACCUAAAAGAUGGAAACUGCACACUGACAUGGCGCCAUCAUAAAGGCAAACUGAUUUUUGACUGUGUGGAAAUAAAUGGCAAAGUGAAAACAGCCCUGGCAACUCAGUAUUAUGAGGAAAUAACAAAGAAACCGACAGAUAACAAAACCCUCAUUGCUAUCUUGGCCUCGUGUGGAGCUUUGCUGAUUAUGAUCAUCAUCCUGGCCGUGUGCGCAUCACACCACCGCAAGCCUUACAGCGAGAACCAGCAACACUUGACCGAGGAGCUCCACACAGUGGAGAACGGGUACCACGACAACCCCACGCUGGAGGUGAUGGAGGUGCAGCCGGAGAUGCAGGAGAAGAAGCUGGCCCUCAACGGCGAGUUCAACGACGGCUGGAUCGUGCCCAUCGACAACCUGCUCAAGGACGACAUCCCUGACGAGGAGGACACGCACCUGUAGAAACUGAAAAUCUGGCACAGAUUAAACACACCACCACCAAUUAAAUGGGACUGUGCAGUGAACUGUGAUGGCCGACUUCAACAAAAUUGAGGUGACAUAAUGUGCCUUUACAACAGGGCUUUAUAUAAAUGUUCAGUAUACUCUUUGUAGUCGCCAUUUUAUAUAUAUGAAUUAUGAGCAUUGUUCUAUGUCAAGGCACUAUUGUAAUGAUCAUAUUUAGUCUGACGACAAUCAGGCACAUAACUAUGUGCCAUUGACGGUGUUAGACGUCGAAUCAAUUUUCAAAAAGGAUUGGACGUCUAUUGCCAUCAAUGGCAGUGAGCGAGUUCAAACUUGCAUACAAUUUAAAAGCCCAAUUCAAAGCUUUGAAUUGUGGAACACUGUAAAUAUUGACUUGAGCACAUUUGCUUCAACAUAUUCAAAUGAAAUUAACUCCAACUUCACAUUACAGUAAUUCUCCACUAUUCAGAAAAUAGCAAGAACCACCAAAAUUGACAACCCUAUAAAGAUGUCCGAUUUCCUAAAAUAUUUAACAUGUACAUUUACCUCAAACUAUGAUCCCAAAUGGUUUAUCCCUUAGAUGCACAAGUUAUUGGACCCUACACUCUUCCAUAAGUGGGUCAAAAAUGACCCAUAUUAGAACCAAUGUGUUUUUAUGCCAUUUUGGUGAAGAAUAAUCACUUGUAUAUUAAUUAGUAUGACAUUUAGGGCCACACAAGAAAUAGUUCAUGCUUGAAAUAUCUUUGAUUCAAUUAAAAUUAAAAAAAAAAAAAAAAAAAAAUCUUCCUUGUAUUUUAUUUGGUGAGACAGCGGUGCUAAGCCCUUGUGGAGGCAAUGACCGAUUUCUAAGGAUAUUGCGGCUCUGUGUUCUGCCCUGGGUGGGAGGUAAUUCUCUCUAGUAAGAGCCCUACCAACUCAUUCUAUUGGCCAUGAUUUGGACACUUUUUUCUUCAGAGGACACAUAAGUUGAAUCUUAUGAGUCAUAUUGAUCCUGUUCAGUUGGAUUUCAAGGUGGACAACUGCCACUGCCACUUGGACAAUAGUCAGGGUCCUCAUCAUCAGAAAUUUCGGACACUUGAGUCCAACCCCGUCACUGCCUCUCCGUCAUCCAACAUCUGUAGGACAAUUUCAGUUGUAAAUCUAGCACAAAUCCAAUUUUUUCGUGUUUUUCUGACUCGACUGAACGGGAAAAGUCGCAUAAAAGUGGACCAUUUUCCACUUCGAUCCAGGUCACUUUCGUAUGUGGUUAAAAUCCCAUGCGGGCGACAUUUUUCCAGAAUGUGGCUGCGGUCCGAACUGUCAAGUCCCCCACAUUGGAAUUCAUGCUGCAAUUAACAUCAGCAAAGGGCGAGAGUGCCACAGUAGUGUUGCAGCUGUGCAUUAGCUUUAGCGCCUAGCUUGAACGCGGCUUUUGGAGAAGGAGCGGGCUUGACAACAGUCAUAAAAAAAUAAAAUGGGUUGAGAAUAAGCCUGACAAUGCUCAGUUUUCUCUCUGCUCCAAUGCUCCUGCAGGCCAGUUUGCUCAGCGCAUCUCCGACUGCGAAUUAGAGCGCAUGUGUGAUAUUUGAACAGGCUCAAUGUAUGCAAAAAAAACCUAUGACAAAAAAUCGGAAAUGUGCAUUACGACCUGCGUUAUGAACCUAGCCUUAGUUAGCUAGCUAGUUAUGGAGCAGGUUAAUUUGUUGAUAAAUAAUUAAGAGUCAUGAAAGACACACAAAAUACUAUAUGGACAUAAUACUUACUGUACACGUAUCAGCUCUUUCUAUUUAAAAUAAUCUUCUUAAGGGAUGUCACUUUUUACAUACCUAGUCAGUGUGGUCCACGGUAAAUUUAUUCCUGACAGACAAAGUUGAUAAGAAUGAAAUAUUCCCUUUGGAUUCCAUAGAAAAUGCAUGUUGGUCAUUUUUGACCGACUUGUGGAAGAGUAGGGUAGUGAUACAAAAAUGACAAUUUCUUCAAAUGUAUAAAAAGUUAAUCAAAAAUUUGAAUGGCAUUAUAUCAAAAACAUGUUUUUGAGGAAUACCUGGAAUAUGAAUUGAAAACAAUUUUUCAUUCCAAAGAUAUUUCAAGAAAAUAACCUCACCGGGUCAUUUUUGAACCACUUAUGCAUUUAAGGGUUAAUAUUGUAUCAGUCAUUAAAGAACAAUAUCCAUGCAUAUCAAUAGCUUACAGGUGAUGUUAUUUAGAAACUUUUUGUUCUGCUUCAGCAUACUUUUGUCACUUUCCUAUGUGGACAAGUCUUUGCCGCCAUCUGGUGGUAACAUAAAUGUGUGAAUUUGCCAUAAACUGUUUUGUUUUUGAUAUUCCACCAAAGUAUGUUAGCAGUAUUUGUAAUGUUUGUAUUUAUGUUGGGUUUGCAAAUAGAAGUGAACAACAGGGGUCUGUCACACUGGAAAUUGUAAAUUGUCAUGUUUUUGUGUGUGCAAAUAAAGCUCCCCCCUACACACA